AUGAAUGAGGUCGGGGACCAAGCGAGUGUGGGAGUGUCUCGUGUGAAGAGCAGCAGUGAUGUGGUGGGGGCAGUUCUAAAGGAGCUGAGGCUACAGGCGGGGGGCUUCAGGCUGGCUGUGGCUGUUGAUGGAGUCAACGGUCUCUGGGGAAGGACCACACUCAAGAAGGAGGACAAGAGCCCUGUGGCUCCAGAGGAGUUGACAUUGGUUCAUAACUUGAGGAAGAUGAUCAACAAUGACUGGUGUGGAGGGGCAGUCAUCGCCACGCUGUCUCAGACAGGAUCUCUCUACGCUCCAAGCUCUGCCUACCUGCCCCAGGAGCUGCUGGGAGAGGAGGGCUUUGACAGCAUGGACCCGUUUGUCCCAGUACCAGUCUCCCUCUACAGUGAGAAGGAGUUUGAGAGCUGUUACCUCUACUACCUGGACCGCCACUGGCUACAACACCCACACAGUCAGACAGAGGAAGGGAAGAAAGAACUGAUCUUCCUCAGCAACAGAAACCCUUCUGUACUGGAGAGACUGUGUGACUUCCUGUAACAUCACACAUGGGCCCACACACCCAUAGAGAUAGGACUCAUCUUUAUCUGUGACAGCAUGGGCAGCGCCAUUGAGGCUACAACCCAUAGGAAUCCCCACUCAGUUGACUACUUUGACCACUUUAAAAUGGCGGAAGCUCUCGAUGGUGCUGCCCAUGCGACAUCAAGGCCACUAGCAUUCUCUAUGGGACAAACGCCAAUACAGACUCAUACAUGGAUUAUAACGUUGUGUAUGUGUCCCUCCAUAAAUUAUUCUGUUGUGAUGCAUGAUAGUGUCUUUCAUAAUAA
Molecule: messenger RNA, 824 nt
Organism: Oncorhynchus keta (chum salmon)
Lineage: Eukaryota; Metazoa; Chordata; Actinopteri; Salmoniformes; Salmonidae
Product: 28S ribosomal protein S29, mitochondrial-like
Biological process (GO): apoptotic process
Cellular component (GO): mitochondrial ribosome; mitochondrial small ribosomal subunit
Molecular function (GO): structural constituent of ribosome
Source: RefSeq, a predicted model, not a curated record